GCAUAAAUGGCGGCAAAUAUAAUUUGAGAAAGAAAUAAUAAAUACGCUCUCAAUAAAAUAGUUGACAAGCUUUGAGAUAACAAAGCACCAGAUGUCGAAAUCCUAUUUAUUAUAACAAAAAAUAUUUUGUCAAACAACUAUCAGUUGUUUUUUAGUUUCUGUAAUCCCAUUUUGUACUCCUUUACUACUUCAUGUUUCCCUCCUGAGGUCACCCAACAAUCCAACCAUAUUCCACAUACUUUUUCUCUUUUUCUGCUGAAGUAAAUCAAAAGAUGCAAACAGCACGUGCCGUGGUUUUCGAUAUUCGUGGCGAGGGAAAUAACGAUCUGAGCUUCAGUUCUUCAGCUGAGGCUUUGUAUGAAGUAUCUCUGCUUGCUCAUGCCGGUAGUUGCAGUAAUUUUGCCUUCUUGAGUGCGGUGCUAAUGGGAGAAAAAGGCUUUGAGCUCUUAUUGGACAUGCACUCUUUGAUUGAACUUGAUAUAACUUUCAGACGUUCCUUUGGAAAGUUAAAGCAACUUCUUAAAAUCUCCAACCAGAAUGCUAUAUACACAUCCAAGAAGCCAAUUGAAUCCAUUCUAAGCGAUCUUGUAAAGCAAUUCAAAGAAAAAUGUGGGUACUGCAUUGCAUCAACUCAAUUGGAGAUUAUCAUUGUCACCAAAACAGCUAGAGAAAAAAUCCUGGUGGAAUUAGAAGCCUUCCUUGCUAAUGUUGAGUGCUCUCAGUUGAAUGCAGUUGAGAUAGUUCAUUUAGCUUCAACCGAUGCCUCUGUGCAGAGUGAAACGAUUCAAGAAUCACGCCCAAAGUUGGUUUGGCACGCAUUAGGUGAAGAAGGGGAUGUAGAAUUUUUUUUCAAGUCUUGGUUGACGCGUAAACGGAAAAACUGGAACCUAGAAAUGACUGACUCCAACGGACGGUGCGAGUGGACAACCAGGAUUGAUAUCGAAGAUCUCGUCUACGACCUAAAAGGAUGGCCCUAUCGAAUUUCCGCCGACAGGAUGGAGUCAAACGGAAUAGGAAUGUUUGACGAUGGAAACAUCAAAACAUUGGGAAUCCUCAAAUGGUUGAGAAGUGAUGGUGUACCGGCGUGGCUGAUGCACGGAAUGCCCAGACGUCUUUUACCAGCAAGCGAUAUGGCCCAUGACGAAGUGGCUUCUAAAAUCAACAACGAGCAGUUUUCCUCACUUUCACGUUGGCUGGCUAAAGAAACUCUGGUUGCCCUUGCCAUGCUCGUGCCCGCAAAACACGCCAUUGAUUACUUCAUUCUCACCCCAGGAUCCGACGGAAGUUUAUUGAUGCGAAGCAUUGCUCCACAAGAACUAAUAUUGCCAUCAUCAACGUGCUCCCCUGUCGUUGAUCCUCAGGAGACCGAUUCCGAAUUGUUUACUUUAAAAGAGAAGUGCUUUGAAGAAAUUCAUUCUGCCUACCUCCAGCUUCCGGCACAUUCGUUCAGCCCAACGGGACAGUCUAGCGUCGUGGAAACUGUCGAAUUUCAUGCCCUCACGAACAUUCAAAUGACUGGAACUAAACCAAAAGUGAAUACUCGAGGCCGUGGGAAAAGCGUCAGUAAACCAGUGCGCAAGAGCACGUGAAAGAUGAGCCCACCAUUCAAGCCUUCAUACGAAAAGAUAAAACUGUAUUCUUUUAAAAAACUUAAUUCAUUAAAUAUUCGUAAUACUAGGAAGCUGACCAGUUACGGUAAAUAAAAGCGGAUGUCAAAAGUGA
Molecule: messenger RNA, 1722 nt
Organism: Daphnia magna
Lineage: Eukaryota; Metazoa; Arthropoda; Branchiopoda; Diplostraca; Daphniidae
Biological process (GO): male meiosis chromosome separation; meiosis I; spermatogenesis
Source: RefSeq, a predicted model, not a curated record